AUGAUUAAAUAAGCCAAAAUAAUGAGAGCUCUCACUUUGAAAUAAAUGAAUAAAACUCAAUUUAAACUAGUAAACCAACAUUUCUUUAAAUCGAUAGAAUAAAGUCUAAGGAAUGGAUUUUUUCAGAAGAAUUCUAAAAAUUCUUGUAUUAAAAAGUACUAAUUAAUUUAUAUAAACCUAGUAUGCUAAUUUUUACGUAGAACCAGAAUAUAACUUUUAGCAACAUAAUUUUUGCGAAUGCUUAGAUGUUACAAUCAUAAUUAAUUAAUAAGUAGCUGAAAUUAAUAGAGAUAAUAUAGAUUCCCAUUUUAAAGAAGGAAGGGGAACAAGAUUAUAUGAUAUUGAACAAAGUUUUAACCCAAAUCUUAUCUUUUUUAUUAUGUGUUAAGUAGUGUCAUUAAUAUCUAGUUCGAAAUGAAUAGAAAUAAAAAUAUUUAGAAAAGCAUGCAAUUAUCUUAGUACAGUGAGAUCGAUAUAAUGUUGACUAAUUAUUAUUAAUUAAUCUGAAUCAACCAGAAAAUUAACAUUAAUAAAUCUAUUAUAAAUCUUUACUUUGGAGGCGCUACAAUUACUUAAAAGAGAUUUAGCUAAUCUCUAAAGAUUUAUUUAAAAAAAACACAAAUGAUAUUAUCGAAACAAACUCAGAAAAAGUAUUAAAUAUAGUUCAAAAUAUAUCCGAAAUUGGAUCAGUUUUAUCCGGACCAAUAUCUGUGAUUGGAGAUGUUUUUAAAUGAUAAAUUCUGCCCUAGAUUUUGCAAUUGAUAAAAAAAAUGAACUUAAGUUUAAUAACAGAGUAAAAUUUCUUAGCGAAAUUUUAAUUCACUUUAACCUUGAUUCAUAAAAAUGAGAAAUUGAAAUGCAAAUGGCCGCAAUAAUUUUGGGAAAAUAAUAAUAGCUGA
Molecule: messenger RNA, 899 nt
Organism: Paramecium octaurelia
Lineage: Eukaryota; Ciliophora; Oligohymenophorea; Peniculida; Parameciidae
Source: the annotation of a GenBank genome assembly